AUGUCAAACCAAAUCUGCAACACGGCAGACGACGAUACACUUGCUAUCACCAGGGAAUUGCCGAUGAUUGGUAAAUUCACCUUUCAUGACAUCAUUCUCAUUACCGAGCUCGUCUGUGUUGUCAUCACAUUUGUUUUGAGCUUCUAUCAAAUCUUACGCCAUGCACUCGCUUAUACACGGCCAACAGAACAGAAAUAUAUUUUGCGCAUCCUCUUCAUGGUUCCCCUAUACAGCUUUGCGAAUCUAUUGUCUACUGAAUUCUUGCCUUACGCAACGUAUUUUCUGAUUCUUUCAUCAUCAUACGCCGCUAUCGCUGUUGCGUCAUACUUCUCGCUGCUUUGCCAUUAUCUCGCACCUGAUGGAAACUCUACAUCGUUGUUCUCUAACAUUACGCCACGACCAUGGCAAAAUUGUUUCCCACUGCCUUUAAGAUGGAUGAGAGAUCAUCUCGGAGGACAAACUUACUUCUUAGCAACUCCGAAUUGUGGUUUAAAGUGGUUUAAGUCUCUCACUCUGAAUGCGCUGUCAGCCACCAUCGCCAUGUAUUGUUUAGAUCAAUUCACGUGGCAAAUGAAACAAAAGCUGAGUGUUCAUAAACCCACUCUGAAGCUAUGUUUAUUCUGGCACUCAUCACUACUGCUUGGAUCCCUUCAAAGACCGCAGUCCGAUUUGAGAGUUGGGAUCCCAUCACUGAUGCUUUGCUGCGAAUUGCUCUUCACCUCGAUGCUGCAUAUGCACGCCUUCUCCUGGAAAGAAUACGAUGAACAGUCAGUCAAAGGAAAGCAUCAAGGUGGACUUCUAGGCGGUCGUGCGGUUCUGGAAGCAUUGAACAUGAUUGACAUUGUCCGCGCCUGUGGUGCUGCCAUGGAGUGGCUUUUAAAAAAGAAGAAAACAGAUUGGGCACCAGAGAGGAACGAAGAUGAUAUGAGCUUGAGUACUGCUCCCUUGUCCGAGGAAAAGUAUUAA
Messenger RNA from Mollisia scopiformis, 966 nucleotides. RefSeq names its product DUF300-domain-containing protein. The record is from RefSeq and is a predicted model, not a curated record. The coding region runs from base 1 to 966 and encodes 321 amino acids. The transcript has 5 exons. Gene Ontology annotation, molecular function: transporter activity. Lineage: Eukaryota; Fungi; Ascomycota; Leotiomycetes; Helotiales; Mollisiaceae. Gene Ontology annotation, biological process: transport.